AUGAGUCUGAGCCCGGAGGAAGUGGAGAAGUUUCUGGACAGCAAUUUUGCCUUUGCUAAGGAGUACUAUGACCUGACGAUACAUCCCAAAAAUGUUUCCAAUCACAUGGAGGCGCAGGUAUUGCCUGUGGACAUCAGCAAUUACAGGGAACUGGACUGCGUGGAGGAGAGCGAGCUCAUUUUUGAGCUGAUUCGGGAAUUGCAGGACGUCAACCCGGAGAGGACGGUCUUCAACUGCCUGCGGAAAAUUGCGUUCCUCAUCCAAGCCGAUCGCAUCAGCUUGUUCAUGUACCGAGCCAGGAACGGCACUCCCGAGCUUGCUACCAGGUUCUUCAACAUUAACAAGGAUGCUGUCUUCGAGGAAUGCUUGGUGGUACCGGAAUGUGAAAUCGUCUUCCCUCUGGACACCGGGAUCAUUGGCCAAGUGGCUCAAACCAAGAAAACAAUCAAUGUCGCUGAUGCCUCCAAGACCAGCUCCUUCAGUAAUUUUGUGGAUGAGCUGACAGAGUACCAGACAAGGUGCAUGCUGGCUACCCCAAUCAUGAAUGGGAAGGACGUGGUCUCUGUUAUAAUGGCGGUGAACAAAGUGAACGGACCAUCUUUCACCUCGAAGGAUGAAGAGGUUAUGUUAAAGUACCUGAAUUUUGUCAACCUGACACUCAAAGUCUACCAUCUGUCUUACCUCCACAGCUGCGAGACCAGACGAGGGCAGGUUCUUUUGUGGUCUGCGAGCAAAGUAUUCGAAGAGCUGACUGAUAUCGAACGACAGUUCCACAAAGCCCUUUACACCGUACGGGCCUUUCUCAACUGCGAGAGGUACUCUGUGGGGCUGUUGGACAUGACAAAGGAAAAGGAAUUUUUCGAUAUCUGGCCGGUGCAGAUGGGUGAAGUACCACCUUACACUGGACCGAAGACUCCAGACGGACGGGAAAUAAACUUCUACAAAAUUAUUGAUUACUUGCUUCACGGAAAAGAGGAAAUCAAAGUCAUUCCGAACCCACCUGCAGACCACUGGGCCCUGGUUAGCGGGCUCCCAACGUACGUGGCUGAAAAUGGUCUGAUAUGUAACAUUAUGAAUGCUCCCGCAGAUGAGUUCUUUCAAUUUCAGACAGAGCCAUUCGAUGAUUCAGGCUGGUUGAUGAAGAAUGUUCUCUCAAUGCCAAUAGUGAACAAACGGGAAGAAAUUGUAGGAGUCGCCACUUUUUACAACAGGAAAGACGGAAAACCCUUUGAUGAAAUGGACGAAACCCUGAUGGAAUCCAUGACCCAGUUCCUGGGAUGGUCCGUUUUGAAUACUGAUACGUACGACAAAAUGAACAAGCUGGAAAAUAGGAAAGAUAUUGCCCAGGGUCAGGUGAACUAUCAUGUCAAAUGUUCCAAAGAGGAGAUACAGAACAUACUGAAAACCAGGGAGAUCUUUGGUAAAGAACCGCAGGAUUGUGAGGAAGACGAACUCCAUCAGAUUCUGAUUAAUGAACUCCCAGAUGUCAACAAAGCGGAAAUCUACUAUUUUCACUUUUGUGAUUUUGAAUGGUCGGAGCUAGAGCUGGUGAAGUGUGGGAUUGCGAUGUACUUUGAACUGGGUGUGGUGGACAAGUUCCACAUACCACAUGAGGUGCUGGUACGAUUUAUGUACAGUCUGAGUAAAGGAUACAGAAAAAUCACCUACCAUAACUGGCGCCAUGGUUUCAAUGUUGGACACACAAUGUUUACACUGCUCAGAACCGGAAAUCUAGAACGCUACUAUACCCACCUGGAGAGGUUUGCUAUGCUAACAGCUGCAUUCUGUCACGAUAUUGACCACAGAGGAACCAAUAAUCUCUAUCAACUGAAGUCACAACAUCCAUUGGCUAGACUUCAUGGGUCCUCCAUAUUGGAACGUCAUCACUUGGAGUUCAGUAAAACUCUGCUUCAGGACGAGGAUUUGAAUGUCUACCAGAAUCUCAACAGAAGACAGUAUGAACAUGUCAUUCAUCUGAUGGACAUCGCUAUUAUUGCCACAGACCUGGCAUUGUAUUUCAAAAAGAGGACCAUGUUUCAGAAAAUCGUGGAUCUAUCGGAAUCCUACGAGGAUGAAUCAAAAUGGGUGGACUUUAUGAUGUUAGAAACAACCAGGAAAGAGAUAGUCAUGGCCAUGAUGAUGACAGCUUGCGAUUUGUCUGCCAUCACCAAACCUUGGGAGGUGCAGAGCAAGGUGGCUCUCUCUGUGGCAGCUGAGUUUUGGGAACAGGGUGACUUGGAAAGGACUGUGCUGGAGCAGCAGCCUAUACCAAUGAUGGAUAGAAACAAGGGGGCCGAACUUCCAAAGCUUCAAGUGGGUUUCAUCGACUUUGUGUGCACGUUUGUGUAUAAGGAAUUCACCCGAUUUCAUUCCGAGAUUCAGCCCAUGCUUAGCGGGAUACUCAACAACAGGAAAGAGUGGAAGGAGCGGGCAGAUGAGUACGAGGGGAAAGUAAAAGCCAUCGAAGCAGAGAAGAAGCAAAAGGAAGAGGAACUUGCAGCAAAACAAGCGGCUGCAGCAGCAGCUGCAGCACAAGCUUCUCAGUCCAAGACGUGCACUCUCUCUUAACUAAAGGCCUGAGGAACUGCACACUCUUAUUAGCCCCAAACCGCAAAUUGCUCAAGAUGGGGGCUCAGGUAAUAGAAGAGACGCUACUACGAAAAAAAAACAAUUACUUUAGAGCUUAUAUUGAAGAGUAAAGAGAGUACGUAUUGAUUUGUGAGAGGGAAUCGGGAGCUUCUGAUUGUAAUGGGAGCGUCAGUUGACUGUGCUGCUUAGGAUCUUUGUCAUUUACAUCUUUCGUAAAGAACUCCAGGACAGAUUCCGUCACCAUCAUACCUCACCACAGACUCUCACAAACAAUCAAGUGUACAAGAGCCAAUGUACAACCUAGGGCUCGUUAAUCAACUGUCGUAAUAUAGUGUGACUGACAUUAACGCUGUUGCUUACUCUAGUGAAUUGAGGAGGUUUAUAGAAAGACCAUUUGGCUGCUUAGCUGUGCUACCUGGUUUCCCAAAGAGCUCAGAUAAGGCAGAGCUUGUUUUGCUCAGUGUUACUGAUCGCAGAGUGUAGAGAUAUUUUGAAAAAUAUUGAUUAUUAGGUCAUAGGGAAAUGUCACACAAUCUUAAUGGCACUUGUUAGAUUUCCUGUGACAUUUUAUUGUAUCGAUUGAUUUUUCCUUUUUCUACUGAACCUCCAAUGGUAAGGCUGACCUAGUUUUAUAUAGUUAAGCUUGACCGGGUUUCAGUGAGAGGCAAUAUUCUCUUUAUCUUCAUCGCUGAAUAGAUACAUCGUCACACAACUCAUUACACUGACCUACACACACUCUGAAUAUACCGCCAGGAUCAGCCCUUCCUACACCCGAUAUCAGCAGAUUGAGAGUGGAGUGAGGAGUAAAAGCUGUUACUCAGAGAAUUCUUAUGAAUCUCACAUCCUCAGUGUUCCUGUGGCCCCCUCUUUCUGUAUCAUACCUUCAAUACUCAAUAAAUCAAUACCUCAUAAAUGAACAUCGUUUUAUUCAUUAAA
Callorhinchus milii (elephant shark) is the source of this 3525-nucleotide messenger RNA. RefSeq names its product phosphodiesterase 6A, cGMP-specific, rod, alpha (gene pde6a). The transcript is spliced from 22 exons. Bases 1 to 2568 code for a protein of 855 amino acids. NCBI's taxonomy places the organism in Eukaryota, Metazoa, Chordata, Chondrichthyes, Chimaeriformes, Callorhinchidae. The record is from RefSeq and is a predicted model, not a curated record. Gene Ontology annotation, biological process: signal transduction. Gene Ontology annotation, molecular function: protein binding; 3',5'-cyclic-nucleotide phosphodiesterase activity.